CUCCUUCACGUGUGAGCGUUGUCUUCUUUCUACCCUAUGGGUCAAAUUCCACCGACUGUUUCUUGCCACCUUCAUCCUUCCGUGUAUUUCAUUCCACCAAAUCGAAACAGGUUGAGACCGCUCUCCAACACCUAUAAGAAUUGCUCGCAACAGUCUCUUUGAUCGUCAUACGGGAUCACCACCGGAAAAUGGAGCUCGGUCUGUCUAUUGGUGAAACACCAGACAAGGUCGCAAGAAGCACGCCAUCGAGACUUCAAAUAGCUCUAGCCAUGCCUUUCAGUAGCACUAUCGGCGAUCCGGGAGGUGACGCUCAUGGAGGUUGUAAGAGCCGCCGUGAACUGGUUCAGCUUGAUUUGCUUCCCUUGAGCCCAGAUCCAAGCCUUAGAGCUGAUGUGCUUUCGCCUUCUGGUAUCGUGAAAGCUCCAAAACAUGAUCACCAUCGUCGCAGAGGUGGCGACACAGCGGCUGCGAUCAGAAAUUCUCAUGGCGAUGGCAGAAAAAGGGAUUGGGAGGCUGCUGGAAUCGAGGCGGAAACAGAGCGAGCUAGCUCAAGGUGCAGCGAUGAGGAAGAAGGCGGGUCGUCGGCGAGGAAGAAGCUGCGGCUGUCAAAGGAACAGUACGCUUAUCUUGAGGAGAGCUUCAGGGAGCACAGCACCCUUAAUCCGAAGCAAAAGAUUGCCCUGGCAAAGCAGCUCAACCUCCGGCCACGGCAAGUAGAAGUCUGGUUUCAGAACCGCAGAGCAAGGACUAAGCUGAAGCAAACGGAGGUCGACUGCGAGCAUUUGAAACGGUGCUGCGAGACGCUGACGGAGGAAAACCGGCGCCUACAGAGGGAGGUUGAAGAGCUAAGGGCGCUAAAAUCACUGCCAGUUUCCGGCGGGUGCUGCAUCCAAGUCCCAGCAACAACUUUAAGCAUCUGCCCCUCAUGUGAACGCAAACACCCAGCAGAAAGGAAUGCCAGUAGCUUCAAAGGAUUCAACAGAACACGGUGCUUUCCUUUCCUGCAGCACACUUCUGCUGCAACAUAGAAGAGUUGGAAGCAAACGGUUUUGAUUGCAGCCAUGCAUCACCUGAUCCGAUCUCGGCAAGCAGGAGGGCCACACGGCAAUGAUGAAUCCCUCCCCAACUAUAAGGAAUUAAGUUUUGUGUUUAAAUCUGAGCCCAGUUUGGGAUGUGAUUAAAGAUAUGUAGAUCUAGGAUGUAAGUGGGUCGUGUCAUUAUGGCUAAUCUGCUACUAUCUAAUCAAAUAUGGAUUCAGAUACGAAGGUGGUAAACCAUACUAUUGAACUUGACUAAUUGGUUACUACCAUAUAAUCGGAUUUCAGAUCAUAUUUAGGAUCAGAUGCGCAGAAGGUUGAUCCAUAAAUAAAUCGGAUUUGGAUUGCUUUUCACCAAAGGUGAUGUGAUCAGCCUGAGUUUAAUCUCCAUUGUAAACCUCGAUGGAUAUCGGCAGUACUAUGGCUAAUUUUUUUCA
Nymphaea colorata (pocket water lily) is the source of this 1474-nucleotide messenger RNA. RefSeq names its product homeobox-leucine zipper protein HOX27-like. The record is from RefSeq and is a predicted model, not a curated record. Gene Ontology annotation, biological process: regulation of DNA-templated transcription. Lineage: Eukaryota; Viridiplantae; Streptophyta; Magnoliopsida; Nymphaeales; Nymphaeaceae. The coding region runs from base 189 to 1028 and encodes 279 amino acids. The transcript has 5 exons. Gene Ontology annotation, molecular function: DNA-binding transcription factor activity, RNA polymerase II-specific; sequence-specific DNA binding.